AAUAAAGUUUAGUGGUGUGUACCACCGCACUCGUCCACUUGCAACACCAAGAUGAACGGAGGCGUCGGCGACGCCGCCUUGCAGCACAAGCGCGCGGCGGGUGAGAGCGAAGAGGAACGGAUGGCCAAGCAGAUGCGCACAGAUGCAGGAUCCGCUAUGGGCAUGGCGCAGGCCAACGCGCAGGCGAUGUUCGGCAGUCCACAGCAGCAAAGCAACCUCUUCUUCAUGGGCUCUCAGCCCAUGGUACCUCCGAUACCGGUGCAGCAGCCUAUGACAUCGAUGGCUCCGAAUGUGCCGCAGUCACAGGCGCAACACAUACAAAUGCAGAUCCAGCAGCGCCAGCAACAGCAACAAUAUGCAGUGGCAAUGGCAGCUCGACGCAACGCUCAGCAGCAGCAACAGGCUGCCGCAAUGGCGGCGAUGAUGGGGCAACAGGGCGCCCCAGCUGUGCACCAAUCGCCGCAGAUGAAUGCGAAUCCUGGCACUAAUAUCCACGUAGCCUCGCUAAUGGGAAACCAAGGAGCGAACUUUCAAGCUAACGCACCAAGCGGAAUACCUACACAGCCUCAGUUACAGCAGGAAGUGCGCGCCGACAACAGCGCUACUACUCCUUCUGCUGCUCAGGUGGCACCUGCGACCGCGAAUAAUACCGAAGAGCCCUGCGUUGUGUGUGGGAAGAAGGGUGAUGUCUUCACGUGUAACGGUGGUUGCGGCCUACAUGCACACCCAGCAUGCAUUGGCGAAGAAGCUAUCUUCCCAUUUGUUGUCGGACAACUCUGUGGAAGCUGCUUCAUUGUACAACAGAACCGGGCAUCACCAGAAGAUCUAACGAAAGGAGGACCACAUGCGCUAUCAGUGCGACGAGCUAUCUUGUGCGUGAACUUAGAGACCAACAGCAAUUCGAAUUUUGACAAGUUUGGACAUUUGGCGUCGUUGCGGCUGGGAGAAAUCGGAUCGAUUGCAGGCUACCCGAUUAAGCCGUUUGCGGAGAAGUUUGUCGAGCCAUAUCUGCAGCGCUGGAUACGGGAGAAACUUGCAACCGCUGGCAAAUGGAUGCUAAACGUCCGCGAAAUUUUCACCGUUAUGAUUGGCCUGUACAGUUUGAAGAGAGCCUGUAUCGCCCAUGGCCUGCACGACAAAGUGAUCGAGCUCAUGAAAGCCCGUAAGUUCACGGUCAUGGACUUUUUUGGAUGGCAUCCUGCCAUCGAAGGCCCCAAUGUGCGGUGCUCCAGUUUGUGCGCUAUCUGUGGAAUUCGUAACGCGCCUGAGCUGGAUAUGUGUUCGCGUUGCCACCACAAGCUGGUGUUCCCGUCCGUAUUCACGAAGUAUAUUAGCACACUCCUUGCGGCCUUCUACGCAGAACAAGUAGGAAUUCCUCUCGGAGCAUCCACACUGGACGUCUUCGCGCACACAAAUACCGUUCGAGGGUUGUAUAAGGGACUUCAACCAUUUGACGCUGAUGGUGUCACCUGGGAUAUGUUUACAGACCAGUUGCGAAUGAUUUUUGGGUUUCUGGAUAUUAUGAGCAACUUUGGGACGUUGCAGCUCAACCCAGAUUUGUUUGUGCCCGAGAUGAACAUCAUCUUCAAUCCCGCUUACGUGAACCAGGCAAUGAUAGCCAACGAAUUUGAGGUCGUUGGAAAGUUCCUUCAGUGCAUGAGGCUGUUCGGUCAUGCGAAGAGCAAGGAGAAGGAAAACAUGAUUGAGUCUUGCGAGCGAUACUUGCUAUUCAAGCAUCUUCCAAAUGGAAGCUGGUGCAAGAUGAAUGGAUCGACGGUGGACCAGUACAAGGCCACGGUUACGUGUUCCAAGGCUCUGCUCACCCCCACCUUCCGCGGAUACGGUCCCAUUUCGCACGAUUUCCAACGACUCCUAGAGAAAUGGGCACGCAACGCAGCUCCAAAACUUCCCUCGGUCGCCAUGGCUGGAAGACAGCCAGCAGAUACCAACAAACUGAAGCUGCUUGCAUCCGGAGCAACCGUAAAAACGAACACCCAGACCAGACUUAAGCGUCUCGAGGCGAUGUAUAAGCGGCAAACCGCCCCAAAAGGAGGUAAUUCUUCACUAGAAUGCCUUAUGACUGAUAGGAUGAAAAAGCUUUUGAAAGCGAAGAAACUUGAUGCCCAGUCGAAAACCGCAGCAGAAGGCAAGGCUGCUCAGAAAGAGAUUAAGGUGGACGCAGACAGCAUCAAGGAAGAGGCUCAUCCCGUCGAGACUAAGAUACCUUUGGAGAAUGACGAAACAAUGAUCAAGAAAGAGGAGGGCACUACGGAUUCGGAGGACGUUAAAUCCGAACAUCAGGAUGAGAGUAGCUCCGCAGGAAAGGAUCGAGAUGAUGACGACAUGCUUACAAGCAUGAGUCUCCACGAGGAUCUAGAAAUUUUUGAUGGCCUUCAAUUUGAAGACGGCGGUGGCAUCAUUGACAUGAACUUUCCCUCGCUCGGACCCCAAGGGGACACUGACGAUCAUGCCAUUGAGGAUGCUGACGGCACGGAUGCACCGGGGCAGGAUGACGAUGACGAUGAAACAAUGGACGAGCAUGUUGUUGACGAUGAUGAGGAUGAAAAUGAAGAUACCGACAAUAAGGCUGCAGGAGAAGUGCCUCAACAAGAAAUACAAGAGGCAUCGACUGAGGAAGAGAAAGUGGAAAUUGCCGGCAGUGGCGAUGCUACCAUAGACUUUCUGGAAAUGUAAAUGGGCGAUUGCGAGCACAAUUCACAAUGUCUUCUGUUAUUAGAGAGGCUGAGUCGCUCACAGCAACCCGAUAAUUUGACCAAGAUCUUUUUCUCCUGGCUUCCUAUACGUCAUCGGAGCCUGGGCUCUCUGCCGGCUUUCAGCGAUUUCUUCAUCGCUCAGCUCCAGGAAUGAUCGCAAUCCUUCCCAUGCUGCGCGAGACUGCGGGAAAAGUAAACGCGUAAGUAUUCGACGCAAAGAUAUUCACGAAGUUAUGAUAAUUGUUUACCUGGACAUGGUAAUCCAGCUCCAGGUUCGCCAAAGACAACAAAGCGGUCUUGAGGUUGGCAGUCUUCCCGGUGUCCAUCCUCUUGGUUUCCACCUUCAAACUGUUAGCAAUAAACUGGACUUGCUCCUUGGCGUGGUUCAUGCGAUCCUCCGCCUAGAGUACCAUGUACGAUUUCAGUAUCGGGUUUGAGAAAUCACGUCCACGAUUCAACGCACCGACGCCAUUUUCUGCUCUGCUCGCAUGGCAGAUGCUGCUGCACCGCUACUUGCCCGUGCAGCAGCAAAUCGCUCUUUAUUGCGCUGCAUACUUGCAUUCGCUUGCUGAACCUCAUGAAUCGCAGACUCGCGGUUGUGCAUAACGGUCUGCAUAUGAAAAAUAUACACAGCGGUCAGGAUUGGG
Molecule: messenger RNA, 3361 nt
Organism: Phytophthora nicotianae INRA-310
Lineage: Eukaryota; Oomycota; Peronosporomycetes; Peronosporales; Peronosporaceae
Exons: 11
Coding region: 52-2694 (880 amino acids)
Source: RefSeq, a predicted model, not a curated record